Molecule: messenger RNA, 5265 nt
Organism: Mauremys mutica (yellowpond turtle)
Lineage: Eukaryota; Metazoa; Chordata; Testudines; Geoemydidae
Product: ubiquitin carboxyl-terminal hydrolase CYLD-like
Exons: 16
Coding region: 35-2674 (879 amino acids)
Biological process (GO): regulation of mitotic cell cycle; positive regulation of extrinsic apoptotic signaling pathway; regulation of intrinsic apoptotic signaling pathway
Cellular component (GO): cytosol
Molecular function (GO): cysteine-type deubiquitinase activity; K63-linked deubiquitinase activity
Source: RefSeq, a predicted model, not a curated record
CUCCGGAUGGAACAACCCGCCCCGUGCCGAUUGGAUGGCUGCCCGCGGAGCCCCGCCCUCCCCCGCUCGUUGGGGAAAACCCACCACGGCAGAUGACAUCCGGACGGGGAUGACGGGCGACAGGUCUCACCCCCCCAUCACCAUGCGGCCGCGCCGGUUCUUCAUCUUGGUGCAGGAUUUCUCUGGAGGAGGUGGGGGGCAGGUGCCCCGGGGCACCCUCCUGAGCCAGGCGGGCGAGCCCCCCUCCCCGGACUGCCCCUUCUGGGCCAAGCUGCUGGACACAGAGGCCAUGGUGCAGGUGCCGGCCCGGGCUGCGUGGGAGCUGAGCAAAGAGCAAGCCGGGAUGCUGCAGGCCGUGACCAACGGGGAUGAGCGACUGGAGCUCUUCAGGCAGGAGGGGCUGCUGGGCAGGCGGGGGGCCCUACGCCUGGGGGACCGGGUCCGGGUCCAGAUCACCUCGGCCUCUGGGGAGAAGGUCCGGGGUGUCCUGCGCUACCGAGGACCCAUGGGAGACAGCAAGGAGCAGGCUGGAGUCAUCUUCGGGGUGGAACUGGUGGGAUCAGCGGCUGGGAAGGGUUUCACCGACGGCUCCUUCAGAGGCCAGAAGUUCUUCUCAUGCCGGGAGAACUGCGGGGUUUUUGUGCCUGUGAGCCGGAUUGAGCCAGAGGAGGGGUCCGAGUGCAGCCCCCUGAUGGCUCCCCGGGGCAGCCGCCGGGCAUGCACCAGGCUCCAGCUGGCUGCAGAGGACCCCCUCAAAUCUCCACCCCUGGAGCUCGGCGAUCGGGUCUUCUUCAAGAUGGGUGACAGUGCCCCGACGGGCACUGUGGUUUUCUGCGACUAUCUGCCAAAGAAGGAGAUGACUGGGGUCUUUGUGGGGAUCUUCCUGGAUCAGCCCGUUGGCUCAUGGGAUGGCAAAUUCAAAGACCAAUCACUCUGCCACCUCCCCUCUCCAGAGUAUGGGAUCCUCCUGCCAAUCGCCAAAGUACAUAAAGAAAAGGCUGAUGAAGGCCCCAAGACCUUGAGUGAUGACUCCUCUCUAGGGCUCCUCAAUGACCUCCCGUCCCCCUCCUCUAUUCGAUACCCCCCCAGACCGGAAUGGGAGUCCCUUCAUGGCUCCCCCUCCUCCCUGUUGACGGGGGGCACCGAGGAGCGGGGUGAAGGGGAGGAGGAGGAAGGAGAGGAGGAGGAGCUGGCUUCGCCCCCGCUGGAAAUCAACUCUAUGGUGGAGGUGCACGACCCCCCAAUCUACGGGGUGAUCCGCUGGACUGGGAAGCUGCCAGAUGUGAGGGAGACCAUUGCAGGGCUGGAGCUGGAGGAGCCGCUGCCCUCGGGCUGCACGGACGGGAUCUACCGAGGGAUGCGAUACUUCCAGUGCCCACCUGGCAAGGCUCUCUUCGUCAAGCUACGCCACUGUCGGCCCGAUGCCCGCUUUGGGGUGCCCCAGCCCCCCGAGAACCCCGUGCUGCGCUGCAACUCACUGGCUUUCAGGGUCUAUGCCAGCGAGCGGGUGCCAGAGGACACCCCCCCGGGGCUGGGUGAAGAGGGGGCUCAGCGCCUGAUAGGUUGGAAGAAGGGGAUCCAGGGCCAUUGCAACUCCUGCUACCUCGACGCCACCCUCUUCUGCAUGUUUGCCUUCAGCUCUGUGCUGGACUCGCUGCUGCUGCGCCCCGCGGACAAGAACGACGGGGCAUCUUACGAGGAGACCCGGGACCUGCUGAGAACCGAGAUCGUUAACCCCCUGCGCAAACAUGGCUACGUCUGCGCCACCAAGGUGAUGUCCCUGCGGCGGGUGCUGGAGGCGGCUGGACACUCCCCGGGCUUCACCAGCGAGGAGAAAGACCCCGAGGAGUUCCUCACCCUGCUGUUCCGGGUGCUGAAGGUGGAGCCCCUCUUUAAGAUCCGGUCGGCGGACAAGGACCCCCAGGGCUGCAUCUUUUACCAGAUCUUCAUGGAGGGGAGUGCAGGGGGGGCGGGGCGGGGGGUCCCCACAGUGCAGCAGCUGCUGGAGGGGUCACUGGCUGCUGGUGACCUCAAGUUCACUGAGGCCCCCUCCUGCCUCAUCCUGCAGAUGCCUCGUAAUGGCAAAGACUACAAGGCCUUCGCCACCAUCCUGCCUAGCCUGGAGCUGGACCUUACUGACCUGCUGGAGGACACCCCCCGGGAGUGCUGCAUCUGCCAGGCUCUGGCGCUGAGCGAAUGCCCCCAGUGCUUCGGGGACCCCAGCGUCGGGGCAGGGAGCACCCGUCAGUACUGCGCUAUCUGCUGCCAGCAGGUUCACCGUCACCGUGCCCGGCGCGCCCACCGCCCCCGCGCCCUGCGCCUACCCCCAGAGCUGGAGCACCUGCCGCCCCCACCAGGCCCCCCGCCCCGCCAGACUAUGCAGCUCUACGCCGCCCUCUGCAUCCACACCAGCCACUACGUGGCCUUCGCCCGCCACGGGCCACGCCGUGGCCAAUGGCUCUUCUUUGACAGCAUGGCCGACCGCCAGGGUGGCCAGAAUGGCUUCAACAUCCCGCGGGUCACACCUUGCCCGGAGGUGGCUGACUACCUGGAGAUGAGCCCGGAGGAGCUCCAGGUGCUGGACCCCAAGUCCCUGCCCCCCUGUGCCCGACGCCUGCUCUGCGAUGCCUACAUGUGCCUCUACCACAGCCCCACCCUGGGGCUCUACAAAUAGUCUCUCCCCUGGGGUGGAGGGAUACGGCAACUGAGGAGAGGGCAACGGGGCUGCUGCCCAAUGAGGGGACUUUAUUUGCACCAUGAAUGCACCUGUGCCUUUAAGAAGCGGCUGGAAACUACUUGGACCUAUAGCUCAACCUUGGUAUCCUUAUGCCCCCUAAAAGGGCUGGAUCAGAGCUGGUGCCUCCUGUGUCCCAUUCCCCUCCCUUUGAGCCGGCCAGUCCCACAUCCUGGGGCCGGAUCGGAGGUGGCGCCCCCUAGAGGGGAAAGGCCCCAUGUCCCAUUCCCCACCCCCUGAGCCAGCCGGUCCCCCAUCCUGGGGCCAGAUGGGAGCUGGCGCCACGAGACGAGAAAGGACCUGUGACCUAUUCACCGACCUACAUGCAGGUGGUCGAGAGCAAGCACACGAGCUCUGAGCUUUUCUACACCCUGCUGGGGGGCAUCAUAAGAGGGCCUGAACUCACGGGUCUUCGGGGCUGUCCCUCAGCCCCACUUCUUCUGCUGCUUCCCCCCGCCCAUUCCCCCCGCCUCCCAUGGCCAGUAGGUGGUGAUGGCCCCUUUGUGACACUGCCAUUAAAAGCGGACAGGACUGAAAAAUCCCACUGCCGUGGGCCUCAACCAAACCAGAUUUAAGACUCAUCCUUUGCAAACCUGCCUGAGUAAACUGGUGACUUAUGGUAUCAUGGCGCCAAGGAGAACCGGACCUCCCCGGUCUUUAUCUCAGUAGCUGGGCUCCAGUGCCACUUUGCUGUAGAGGCUUGCUGCACCGAGCAGCCGCUGGAGACAUCCUGGAGGGCUUCCAGGAGAGAUGGGGGGCUGCGUGGACAUCCCUGGACAAGGCCAGAGCUUGGCUGGAAUCCGGGGUGCAAUUCUGGGCCCCAGCCGUUCCAAAAGGAGGGAUUUAAAGUGGAGCAGGUGCCGAGAAGGGACGACCAGGGGAACAGAGAGUCGGGCUGACGGGAGGGGAGUGAAAGAGCUGGGCUUGUUUAGUCUAGCGAAGAGCCGGCCGAGAGGGGAUCUGUCUGCCGUCUAUAAAUACAUCAGGCCGGGGGCGGUCUAAAUACCAGGGAGGGUGAAGAGCUAUUGAAGCUCAAGGACAAUGUUGGCAUGAGAACAAAUGGCUGCAAACGGGCCAUUAACCAACUCCAGCUGGAAAGUAGGAGGAGGGUUCUCACCACCAGAAGGGUGAGGUGCUGGAAUGGCCUCCAAUAGGAGGUGUGGGGGCAAGUAAGUAGAUUUAAGGCUGAGCUAGGCAAAUGCAUGAGCGCGAUUGUGUGACGGGGAAGGAGCCUUGGAGCCAAUUGUCCUCUGUUCAUAAUGGUCAUGCUUCAGGGUUCCAGCCAGCCACCGGUAGGGGUCAGGAAGGGAUUUCCCACCCAGUGUAUGCUGGGAAGUUAUUUUUGAAUCACCUUCCUCGGAAGCCCCAGGGAUGGCCCCUUCUGGAGAGGGGCCAUUGGACAGGGAGGGCAGAGGUCUGAGGUGGCUCUGAGUAUCCUCUCUCUCAGGUGCUCGUCUGGCUGGUUCUUGCUCAUAGGCCUGGAGUCUCGCUGGUUGCCGUAUGUGGUCCAGGGAAGCAAUUUUCCCUCAGCGGAGCUUGGCAGGGACCUGGGGGAGGUCUGUCUUCCUCUGCACCAUGUGGGUGCGGGUCACUUGCCAAGAUUAGCAGGAUUCCAUGAGGUGGGCGUGGGCAUUGGGCACUAAUUGGAGAAGUGGGGGAUUAAACUCCGGCUCUGGGUAGACAAACCCGAAGAGCGACCUGACUUUGUGCCGAUUGUGUUCCCAGAGUGGAUUGCGAUUCACCCCCCCACGCCCCUGAGCUACUAGCUUCCCUGGCCCUUAGUGAUGAGGAAGGUCUCAAGGAGCGUCAGGAAGUUUCAUUAUCCCCUGCCAGAUUGCUCCUGCCACCCCUCAAAAGACCCUCACUUUGUGUGGGCCUGCUGCUGCCUCUGUGUCAUGCCCAGGGUUUGGGUGGUCAGGGCUGGUGCCAGAGAGAUCCCAGACCUUAGGUUGGGGUCUAAGAGCGAUAUCCUGAGCUGGGGACCAGGAUCAGGGGCAAAAGCUGGUGGCAAAGCCCAAGUACCGAUGCUAGGGGUUGGGACUGGGGUCAGCAGACUGAACCGAAAGAUGGGCCCAUCUCUGGCUGGCUUCCUUGCACAGCCACUUUCUGGAACGCCUCCUGGGUUCAAAUAGAGCAUCUGGGCCAAUCAGGGACCAGGAGGAAGCUGUCACUCGGUCCGGCUUUCCAAGGCGGUACUUCCUGUGGUGGUGAUCUUCCCGGGGAGGGUGCCCGUGGCCUGGUGGUGUCGGCCACCCCUGCAGAACCUCACCCCUGAGCCUGCUGCUCUCCUAGAGCCGAGCCCCCAGGAAAUCCUUCUGGGGAUCCCUCUGGCUGGCAAGGGUGGGACCUGGCUGUGCCAGGCCAAUAUGUGAGGAAGGUGCUAGUGGCACCUCAUCGGAUUGGAGGGGAGCAGUGGCCCCACCCAGGGGAAAGAUGGAGCGCGGGCCAGCCGAUCACCCCCAGAAGGCUGCGGAGGGGAGGGGACUGUGUAACCAUCCGUCCUUCCCACCCCGAGAAGACUUGCAGGAGCA